Cervus elaphus (red deer) is the source of this 2243-nucleotide messenger RNA. RefSeq names its product phosphoenolpyruvate carboxykinase 2, mitochondrial (gene PCK2). The coding region runs from base 137 to 2050 and encodes 637 amino acids. Gene Ontology annotation, cellular component: cytosol. Lineage: Eukaryota; Metazoa; Chordata; Mammalia; Artiodactyla; Cervidae. Gene Ontology annotation, biological process: cellular response to dexamethasone stimulus; response to starvation; cellular response to insulin stimulus. The transcript has 10 exons. The record is from RefSeq and is a predicted model, not a curated record. Gene Ontology annotation, molecular function: phosphoenolpyruvate carboxykinase (GTP) activity; manganese ion binding; GTP binding.
GGUCCCGCCCCUGCGCCGGCCCGCCUCCUCUUUAAGCGCCUCCCGCCCAGCCUGAGCUCCCGCUCUCGGCGCUGCUCCCUGGUUCCCCGCCUUCCUUAUCUCCCCGGCUCCGCUCGGUUCUCGUGGCCACCCCGCUAUGUACCGCCCCGGCCUGCGGCUUAGCUGGCACAGGCUGAGCCCCUGGGGCUGGUCAUCACGGUGCAGCAUCCAGACACUGCGAGUCCUCAGCGGAGACCUGGGCCAGCUGCCCGCUAAGGUUCGAGACUUUGUGGAACACAGUGCCCGCCUGUGCCAACCGGAGGGCAUCCACAUCUGUGAUGGGACCGAGGCAGAGAACACUGCCACACUGGCCCUGCUGGAACAGCAGGGACUCAUCCGAAAACUCCCGAAGUACAACAAUUGCUGGCUGGCCCGCACAGACCCCAAGGAUGUGGCACGAGUAGAGAGCAAGACGGUGAUUGUAACUCCUUCUCAACGGGACACGGUGCCCCUCCCGACUGGUGGGGCCCGUGGGCAGCUGGGCAACUGGAUGUCCCCAGCUGAGUUCCAGCAAGCUGUGGAUGAGAGGUUUCCAGGCUGCAUGCAGGGCCGAACCAUGUACGUGCUUCCGUUCAGCAUGGGUCCCGUGGGCUCACCACUGUCCCGCAUCGGAGUGCAACUCACGGAUUCUGCCUACGUGGUGGCAAGCAUGCGGAUCAUGACCCGGCUGGGGACGCCUGUGCUUCAGGCUCUGGGAGAUGGCGACUUUGUCAAGUGCCUUCACUCUGUGGGCCAGCCCUUGACUGGGCAAGGGGAACCGGUGAGCCAGUGGCCAUGCAAUCCAGAGAAAACCCUGAUUGGCCACGUGCCCGACCAGCGGGAGAUCAUCUCCUUCGGCAGCGGCUAUGGUGGCAACUCCCUGCUGGGCAAGAAGUGCUUUGCCCUUCGCAUCGCUUCUCGGCUGGCCCGGGAUGAGGGCUGGCUGGCGGAGCACAUGCUGAUCCUGGGUAUCACCAAUCCUGCGGGGAAGAAGCGCUACGUGGCAGCCGCCUUCCCCAGUGCUUGUGGCAAGACAAACCUGGCCAUGAUGCGGCCGGCACUGCCAGGCUGGAAAGUGGAGUGUGUGGGAGAUGACAUUGCCUGGAUGAGGUUUGACAGUGAUGGUCGACUCCGGGCCAUCAACCCUGAGAAUGGCUUCUUCGGGGUGGCCCCUGGCACCUCUGCCACCACCAAUCCCAAUGCUAUGGCCACAGUCCAGAGUAACACCAUUUUCACCAACGUGGCUGAGACCAGUGAUGGCGGCGUGUACUGGGAGGGCAUCGAUCAGCCUCUUCCACCUGGCGUCACCGUGACCUCUUGGCUAGGCAAACCCUGGAAACCUGGUGACAAGGAGCCCUGUGCCCAUCCCAACUCUCGCUUUUGUGCCCCGGCUCGCCAGUGCCCCAUCAUAGACCCUGCCUGGGAGGCCCCAGAGGGAGUCCCCAUUGACGCCAUCAUUUUUGGAGGCCGCAGACCCAAAGGAGUCCCCCUGGUAUAUGAGGCCUUCAGCUGGCGCCAUGGGGUGUUUGUGGGCAGUGCCAUGCGCUCAGAGGCCACUGCAGCGGCUGAACACAAAGGGAAGGUCAUCAUGCAUGACCCAUUUGCCAUGCGGCCAUUUUUCGGCUACAACUUUGGGCGCUACCUUGAACACUGGCUGAGCAUGGAGGGGCGCAAGGGGGUCCAGCUGCCCCGCAUCUUCCAUGUCAACUGGUUCCGGCGCGACGAGGCAGGCCGCUUCCUGUGGCCAGGCUUUGGAGAGAAUGCCCGAGUGCUAGACUGGAUCUGCCGACGGCUCGACGGGGAGGACAGUGCCCGAGAGACACCCAUUGGGCUGGUGCCGAAGGAAGGCGCCUUGGAUCUCAGCAGCCUGGGAGCCAUAGACACCACCCAGCUGUUCUCCCUCCCCAAGGACUUUUGGCAACAGGAGGUUCAUGACAUUCGGAGCUAUCUGACAGAGCAGGUCAACCAGGAUCUGCCAAAGGAAGUGCUGGCUGAGCUGGAGGCCUUGGAGGGACGUGUGCGCAGAAUGUGACCUGAGCCUUCGGCUAGCGAGAGGACACAGCACCCCCCACCCCCACCUUCAACUCCCCUGGAAUAAGCAAGCCACGAGGCUUGCAGAAACUAUGAGCAACUUAACAACACUCUCACCCUCUGGGUGCUGUGAGAUCAGGCCCCAGACCUCUCCCCACAUGCUGCCUAAUAAUGAGAUGCUCAUUUAUAUAACA